UGAUGUGAAACGGACCCUGGGAACCGGUUCUUUCGGCAGAGUGAUGCUAGCAAAGUACAAGCCCUCUAAGAGUGACAAGUUUUACGCCAUCAAACUGCUCGACAAACAGAAGAUUGUGAAGUUGAAGCAAAUUGACCACACGAUAAUGGAGAAAAAGAUUCUAGCUUGUAUUCAGUUUCCUUUCAUAGUGCGACAGGCAUUCGCUUUCAAGGAUAACAGCUAUCUCUACAUUGCUCUUGAGUUCGUUUCCGGUGGCGAAAUGUUCACACAUCUACGACGAUCGGGAAAAUUUGGAGAAGUGAGAACCCGGUUUUACGCCGCCCAGGUUCUCAUGGCCUUCGAGUACCUGCACUUCAUGAACCUGAUCUUCCGCGAUUUGAAGCCAGAAAAUCUCCUCAUAGACCACCAUGGGUAUGUGAAAGUGACUGACUUUGGCUUCUGCAAGAGGAUAUCUGGACGCACCUGGACUCUCUGUGGAACUCCGGAAUACUUGGCUCCAGAAAUUAUCCUCAGUAGAGGCUAUGGAGUGGGUGUGGACUGGUGGUCUUUUGGGGUUCUCAUGUACGAGAUGGCGGCUGGAAAACCGCCCUUUGAAGCACCCAAACACAUACAGAUGUACGAACUCAUAGUGGGUGGAAAGUACACCUUUCCCAGUGGGUUCUCGGCGGAUCUGAAGGACCUCAUCAGGAACAUCCUGCAGGUGGACGUCACUCGGAGGUUCGGGGUGUUACGCAAUGGGUCCCUGGACAUCAAGAACCACAGGUUCUUCAACUCAGUCGACUAUGUUGCCAUGUACCAGAAGAAGCUGAAGCCUCCAUUUGUUCCGAAGACCAAGCACGCGGGAGACGACAGCAACUUCGCCAAGUACGACGAGCCUCCACUCAAUGUGUCCAAACAAUGUCUCUUCGAAAGAGAGUUCAGAGACUUCUAAUUUAUUUCAAUAAGUGACAAAAAACUCAAAAUCUAAG
Molecule: messenger RNA, 968 nt
Organism: Symsagittifera roscoffensis
Lineage: Eukaryota; Metazoa; Xenacoelomorpha; Acoela; Convolutidae
Product: cAMP-dependent protein kinase catalytic subunit beta-like
Exons: 7
Coding region: 44-931 (295 amino acids)
Biological process (GO): protein phosphorylation
Cellular component (GO): nucleus
Molecular function (GO): protein serine/threonine kinase activity; ATP binding
Source: RefSeq, a predicted model, not a curated record